Messenger RNA from Aaosphaeria arxii CBS 175.79, 1489 nucleotides. RefSeq names its product SAF domain-containing protein. Gene Ontology annotation, molecular function: nucleotide binding. The record is from RefSeq and is a predicted model, not a curated record. The coding region runs from base 65 to 1489 and encodes 474 amino acids. The transcript has 2 exons. Lineage: Eukaryota; Fungi; Ascomycota; Dothideomycetes; Pleosporales.
CAACUUCAUCAUUCUUGAUUCAUAAUCUUUUCUGAAUAAUUUGUGCAAAAGUCCUACGAUCAAAAUGACAUCUCUCUCGACCAAACUUGCUGCCCUUGAGGCUAGUGGCAAGCCUAUCCAGGUGGGUAUCAUCGGAGCUGGGAAGUUCGGAUCAAUGUACAUUUCUCAAUCACAUCGAACAGUUGGAGUUCGCCUUGCAGCCAUUGCCGACCUCUCCCCUGAACGUGCGCUCAACUCCCUCAAGCGUACUGGAUUUCCCGAAGACAAGUAUGACACCACAGCUUCAUUAUCUCUCGAGGAGGGCCUCAAGCAAGGCAAGACUGUCAUCACCACCGACUCUGCUGCCAUGAUCGCGACACCAGGCAUCGACGUCAUUCUCGAGGUUACGGGCAACCCAGCUGCUGGUGUUCGCCACGUGCUUCUGUGCUGCGAACACAAGAAGCAUAUCGUCAUGGUCAAUGUUGAGGCCGAUGUUCUUGCAGGACCCCUUCUCACCCGAAAGGCGAAGGAGGCGGGAAUCAUCUACUCUAUGGCAUACGGAGACCAGCCUGCCCUCAUUGCCGAGCAAGUCGACUGGGCAAGAGCUGCAGGGUUCGACGUUGUGUGCGCUGGAAAAGGCACGAAGCAUUUACCACAAUACCACAGCUCAACUCCAGACACCAUUUGGAACUACUACGGUUUCACGGAGGAGCAGUUAGCCAGCGGUGACUUCAACCCUCAAAUGUUCAACUCUUUCCUCGAUGGAACAAAAUCUGCCCUCGAGAUGGCUGCCGUUGCUAACGGCUGCGACUUGUCUCCUCCUUCCGAUGGCCUUGCAUUCCCGCCUUGCGGCACUCACGAUCUUCCCGAGGUCUUGAAGCCUGCUAGCGAUGGCGGCCAGCUUCAGAAGAAGGGCACUGUCGAAGUUGUCUCAUGUUUAGAGAAGGAUGGUCGUUGGGUACACAAUGACCUACGAUGGGGUGUUUACGUCGUCAUCGAAGCUCCCGGCCCAUACCAGAAGGACUGCUUCAAGCAGUACGGCCUCAAGACUGAUUCUACGGGCAAAUACGCUGCUCAAUACAAGCCUUACCACUUGAUUGGACUCGAGCUUGGCAUUUCAAUCGCCAGCAUUAUGGUUCGUGGCGAGCCUACCGGACAGUGCAAGACUUGGUCCGGUGAUGUUGUCGCAACGGCGAAGCGCGAUCUCAAGGCUGGCGAGAAGCUCGAUGGCGAGGGUGGCUUCAUGGUCUAUGGCAAGUUGAUGACAUCCGAAGAUUCGCUCGCUAUUGAGGGUCUCCCUAUUGGUCUUGCUCAUGGUAUUGUUCUCAAGAGGGACGUCAAGAAGGGACAAGGCCUCUCUUGGGCAGAUGUCGAGUACAGCGAGAAGUCUCAGGCUGUUGCCGUGCGAAGGGAGAUGGAGGCAAUCUACCGAAAAGAGUUCCAAGUAGCUGGUCGUAUCCCUUCUACUACUAAGACAAAUGGGGUCAAUGGGGUCAACGGUGUGCACUAA